UACAUGUCGAGUGAUAAGUGUAAUCUACUAUUCUUAAAAAUCUACAAAAAUGGGUCUUUCGUUAACAGACAGUUGAACUUUUGAUUUUUGACGCCAAGUCAGAGUUACACUGUCCUUCGGCUAACCAUGAGUCUAUUUCAUCAUCAAAUAGUCUUCUGUCUCGUGUUUGGGCUUAGUGUGAUAUUUACUAACGGUGCGUCGAUUAAUUUCGAUGUCGGGCUGGAAUCGCGCAUCGUUGGAGGGGCACAGGCUGAAGAAGGUGCAAUUCCCUACCAAGUGUCAUUGAGAUUGAAUGGCUGGCCCUUUUGUGGAGGGUCCAUAAUCACUGUCUUGCAUAUUGUCACUGCGGCGCAUUGUGUCCCGGGUAUAAAUAUCAGUCAACUGACAGUCAUUACGGGCACCAACAGUUUGGAAAGUGGUGGCGAGACCCAUGGUGUCGUUGAAGUAACAUCUCACGAGAGUUAUGUCGGUUCGUCAGACUAUUGGAAAUACGAUAUCGCAAUUUUGACGCUAGCUACGGAAUUGACGGUGACGUCUCUUCAAUCGCCGAUUCCUAUAGCUACGGUUGAUCCUCCCGAUGGUGCUGAGCUACUGGUCAGUGGAUGGGGCAGGUUAUUUUCUGAGAGCAAUGCUGUGCCCACAAAGCUUCAGUAUCUAUGGGUGGUGGCAAUCAAUAACACGGAAUGCAGGGAGACGCUCAGAGAAGAAGUGGACGACGUGCAUCUGUGUGCUUUGAGAGGUGUUGGAUCUGCGGUUUGCAGCGGUGACAGCGGUGGUCCUCUAGUGUAUAACGGUACGCUAGUCGGCGUCGUUUCCUGGGGUCGGUCGCCAUGUGCUUCCGGAGUUCCUGAUGCCUAUGUCAGGAUGUCUUUGAUGCUCGACUUUAUUGAAAGAGUAAUCGGAACCGCUGUUUCCAAGUAAUGGUGCGAACGGGCGAUCUCAGGGAAAUGAAUAACUGUUGUGAUUUGACAAUUUAACUUUACUAGUAUAAACUUGGUUCCAUCAAAUUCCUGCAGGUGGCAGGUUCUACUUUUAGCAAGUUCGUCCUAGUCGCUUCCGUUUGAUGUAUAGAGUUAGUCGGUUCUCCUUCGCAGUACUGAAUAAUAAAGUAAGAACUUGUUUUUAUUGAGUAAACAAUCGUAGUUUAUUUCGCAACACUCAUGCACUCGACUAAAUCGACAAUUACUUUUAUUGUUUUCAUUUUUGAAAGUCACCAUCUAAUCAAAUCUACGUCUCUAAAGGAUGAAUGUACGCGGUCAAUACUGAGAGUGAAUAUUUGCAACAGGAGAUUAUAAUACAAAAACGUAUGGAGUUUUCUGCAAUAAUUUGUUAAGGCAAAUAAGUAAUCUUAGCCAACUGUCUUUUCGAGCUUUUCAAUCAAUCAUCGAAGCCAGAACUGGAGAAUUUUGUUUAAAUUUUAUUUCGCAUUUGAAGUUACGAGUUCAAAAUUUAUGCUCAUCUCAUUUUUGAUUUGAAUUGAUAUCAUUUUUGCGCAAUACAACUUAUUUGCCGCACGUAGUCGAUGUUCGUGAUUAUGAGAAGCAGUUCUCUUUGUACUCGAGAAGUUUGUAAUUGUACAAAUUUAUAAAGUCGAUGACCUUACGAAAAUGGUUGUCUAAUCGUUAGUAAUUGACAAUUGGAUUCUUGAUUAUUCAUAAGGCUGACAAAAGCAUGGAGCAACAGUUUGUCAGUCAGUUUUUUCUCACUCAUCUUUUAUAACAAAACUCGAGAGUUAUGAAUAUCGAAUGACAUAAUUGAUGUGCUGUGUGAUGUAUUGUUCAGAGGUGUAUUAUAAACGCGUAAAGAGCGUGUUUCGCAGCGCUUACGUCUAAUUGUAAGCAGUAGACGCGUAUCAAGUAUACAGCCUUUCCAAAAUAUGCCCUAAAUCUUGUGCUUUCUUCUCAAAUACCGCAAAAUGGCUUUCUUGACACACAUACAUAUAAGUAUAAGGCCGCCAGCAAAUAAAGAGACGCCUACAAUGGUUGUAACAUA
Molecule: messenger RNA, 1992 nt
Organism: Neodiprion fabricii
Lineage: Eukaryota; Metazoa; Arthropoda; Insecta; Hymenoptera; Diprionidae
Product: trypsin delta-like
Exons: 4
Coding region: 127-921 (264 amino acids)
Biological process (GO): proteolysis
Molecular function (GO): serine-type endopeptidase activity
Source: RefSeq, a predicted model, not a curated record